AUGGGUGAUUCGUGUUGUAAUCCAUUGUCAAUGGGAUCGAUUGUUAAAUUAAUCGAGAACAAUAUCACACCAUCACCCUACAUUUUAUCUCUUAGAAUCGGGGAUAACAUCGCAGAUGACACAUCGAAUGGAUUUUUUAUGAAUGUAAAUCAUCAAAUUGAUUAUGCUUGUAACCUAAUAACGACAAAUAAAAAUCUAUCUGAGGGUUAUCAUUCAAUAGGCUUUUCUCAAGGUGGUCAAUUUCUUCGUGCAAUAGCUCAACGGUGUCCAAAUCCACCGAUGUUAAAUCUAAUUUCCGUUGGUGGUCAACAUCAGGGCGUUUUUGGUUUUCCAAGAUGUCCAGGAGAUAACAUAACAGUUUGUAAUUAUAUUCGAGAUCUUUUACGCUUUGGUGCAUAUGAAACAUUUGUUCAAAAUCAUCUUGUCCAAGCUGAAUAUUGGCAUGAUCCUCAUCAAAUAGAAGAAUAUCGUAAAAUGAGCAUAUUUCUGGCUGAUAUAAAUCAGGAACGAACAUUUAAUGAAAUAUAUAAAACAAAUUUAUUAAAAAUACGAAAUAUGAUAUUAGUCAAAUUUUUGAAAGAUACAAUGGUCGAACCACGUGAAUCAGAAUGGUUUGGAUUCUAUAAAGAGAAUGAUACAUCAACAAUAAUCGAUUUGAGAGAUAGUGAUUUAUACAAAAAUGAUUUACUUGGAUUAAAACAAAUGGAUGAACAACAACGUCUAAAAUUUAUUGAAUCAAAUACAGAUCAUUUACAAUUCACAGAUGCUUGGUUCAUUGACAAUAUUAUUCCCUAUUUAAAAGAAUAA
Messenger RNA from Didymodactylos carnosus, 807 nucleotides. The record is from the annotation of a GenBank genome assembly. Lineage: Eukaryota; Metazoa; Rotifera; Eurotatoria; Philodinida; Philodinidae.